ACGAGCACUAGUAUCGCCGGUGAUUCAAUUACCGUACUGGAGCGAGGCUUCUCGCUGGAAUCUAGGGGUCCUUUGCUAUAGACGGCUCAGCCGUAGCCGUAGCCGUAGCCGUCGGUAUACGCAUUCGACCAUGGUUCCACUCCAGUCGGUCCGCACCGCCAUGUCCGCCCUGGCCCUGGCCCUGGCCCUACUCCUCCUCUCUCUCUUUCCCCUCCUCUCUCUCUCUCUACAUGACGACCACACUCCCAUCUCCCGCUUCCGCCACUACCUCUCCAUCAACACCGCCCACCCCGAACCUGACUACCCCUCUGCCGCCUCUUUCCUCACCUCCCAAGCCCUUUCCCUCUCCCUCCUCACCAAGACCCUCUAUUUUGCCCCCAAUAAACCCCUCCUCCUCUUCACAUGGCCCGGCUCCGAUCCUUCUCUCCCAUCCGUCCUCUUCAAUUCGCACAUAGACAGCGUCCCGGCCGAGGCCGAGAAGUGGGCUCACCCCCCCUUCUCCGCCACACGGGAUGCUCACGGCAACAUCUACGCCCGUGGCACUCAGGAUGACAAGUGCGUCGGCAUGCAAUACCUCGAGGCCGUGAGGAGGCUCAAGGCCAAAUCCUAUACACCUACGCGCACCAUUCACAUCUCAUUUGUCCCUGAUGAAGAGAUUGGGGGCUAUGAUGGCACGAUGAAGUUUGUUGAAUCAAAAGAAUUUGAGAGUUUGAAUGUUGGGUUUGUUUUGGAUGAGGGGCAGGCCUCGCCUGGGGAUGAGUACAGGGUGUUUUAUGCGGAUAGGUCACCAAUUGCAGUGAUUUUGAGGGCGGUGGGACCGCCUGGGCACGGCUCGAGGAUGUUUGAGAAUGGAGCGAUGGAGAACUUGAUGAAGAGUAUGGAGGUUGUGAGUGGUUUUAGAGAGGCGCAGUUUGAUAUAGUGAGGGCAGGGCUUGCGAUGAGGUCGGAGGUCAUCUCGGUGGCCCCGGUGUAUGUGAAGGCCGGCACUCCCAGCCCUACUGGCUUUGUUAUGAACCUGCAGCCAUCAGAAGUAGAGGCAGGUUAUGAUGUUCGGCUUCCACCUACUGCAGAUCCAGAGCUUUUAAGAUGGAGAAUCGCUAAUGAAUGGGCCCCGGCUACAAGAAACAUGACAUACGAGAUCAUUGUGAAAGGACCACUUCGGGACAAUGAAGGGCGGCCUUUGAUGACGGCAACAAACGGAUCCAACCCAUGGUGGUUGGUUUUCCAGCAGGCAAUCCAUGCAUGUGGAGGAAAACUUUCCAAGCCAGAAAUCUUGGCCUCAACAACUGAUACUCGUUUCAUGAGACAGAUGGGUAUACCCGCUCUUGGGUUUUCACCCAUGAUAAAUACACCCAUCCUACUUCACGAGCAUAAUGAGUUUUUGAAUGAGAACGUGUAUAUGAGGGGUAUUGAGGUAUAUGAAUCCGUGAUCAGUUCAUUGAGUUCUUAUACAGGAUAUACAUCUACCUGAGCUUCAUGCUCUCUGUUAAUGCUGAGCCUGGCCUAAAAAGGAGUAAUGCAUUGGGGAACCUACUCUGAAAAUAGAAAGGAGCAUGUGCAGAUUUGUGCUGGUUGAACCAGAGAUGGAGAUUAAAUUAUUGGCCCAUUCCACUGUUGUUUCCAAGUUAGGAUAUGGAAAAGAGUAAUGGAAUGCUUAAACGAUUCAGCUGUGUCAAGUGCCAUUAUCUUGAAAUGCCCACUUGACAGCUGGUUGUAACAUAGAAGACAAGAAUGUAAUUCAUUGACAUUUAGGUUUUGUGAACAUUGUCUAUUAUCCUCUGGUAUUCUCCUGAACGAUGUGUUAGAGAAAAAUAAACUGUGCUCUAUUCUCAAGUCAAGCUUGCUUUAUAAGAUUUCACUAAAUCCUGGAAUAAUUGUUGGCAUGACUUGGGAGUUGGGACAACUGUUGUUGAGCCAUGUUCUUACUUUUGGAGCAUGUUGGGGCUGCUUAUCUAUGCUGGAAGUUUAAUUUUAGCGAAAUAGAAAACAGAAAUUCAAGUCACUUUUAUGACUUGCACACCA
Molecule: messenger RNA, 2022 nt
Organism: Amborella trichopoda
Lineage: Eukaryota; Viridiplantae; Streptophyta; Magnoliopsida; Amborellales; Amborellaceae
Biological process (GO): amino acid metabolic process
Cellular component (GO): cytoplasm
Molecular function (GO): aminoacylase activity
Source: RefSeq, a predicted model, not a curated record